AUGCUACGACAGGUGGUGCUGUCAAGUUUGAUACUUGUCAGCGUCUUCGCGCAACAAUGUCCUGUUCUACCUACUGGAGGUCCAUGUCGAUGUGCUCCUUCCAUAUAUGAACCAGUAGCCAUUAUUUGUUCGAAUGCCGGAAGUCUACAAAAUGCUCUACAAGCCAUUCAAGGUGCCCGUGAUAUAACAAUGGAUUCCUUAACUAUUGUUGAUACUGCCAUUCCCAAUAUACCCGCAAAUGCUUUCCAAGGAUUCACAAUCCUCCGACUUGUCUUGAACAGAAAUACUCUUCAGAAUAUUGAUGAUCAAGCUUUCAAUGGAGAAUUGAUCAAUUCUUUGAUUGAGCUCGAUUUGAAUGAUAACAACCUUGGUCAAAUUCCUCAAACUGGAUUACCUCAUCUUCGUAAUCUUAGAAAGCUUUACCUCAAUCGCAAUCGUAUUAAUCAAUUGGCUUCAAAUGCUUUUAAUAAUUAUGAGAGUCGUGAUCUUCUCAUUAAAUUAUCAUUGGCCGGAAAUAGACUGACUGAUCAAACUUUGGGAGACAAUGCUGUUUUCCGACCUCUACGACUCCUCCAGGAACUCUCUUUGGAAACGAACUCUCUGAACUCGAUCCCAACAUCUGCAUUGAUCAACCAAAGGGAAACCUUGACAAACCUUAAUCUGGGUUUGAACAACAUCAAUGACGUACCUGUCGGAGCCCUCGACUUUCCGGUUUUAACUUCACUUUCACUAGAAUUCAAUGGCAUCACCGUUAUUGUGCCUGAAGCAUUUCAGAAAGUGCCCAACUUACAAUAUCUAUAUUUAACCGGAAAUCGAUUCCCACAAUGGUAUCCGGAAAUGUUCCGUUACAUUGGACAGUUAAGAACAUUAGGAAUCGGUGAAACACCAAUCUCUGUAAUUCCAAACAAUGCCUUCCAGCACGUUCCACUCUUGAUUAGACUUGAAAUGUCUGAGGCAGCCGUUGAUACCAUUGAAAGAGGAGCGUUCCAAAGAACUCCUCAAAUUCAGGCCAUUGUACUGAAUAAGAACCGUUUAUCUCAAAUUCGUGCAGACUUCUUUGAAAGCUUACGUGAUCUCUAUUCCAUUGAUGUUCAAGGAAACCGUAUUGAAAAUGUUCAAAAUCUUGGAUUUGCUAAUCUACCUGCUUUAAGACAUUUGGACAUCAGUUACAAUCAACUAAGAACAUUACCACAAGAUGUGUUCCUGAACACUUUCGCACCAAGCCCCAACGAUCGUCGAGUUAUUUACGCCUGUGGAAAUCCUUGGCUCUGUAACAGUGAAUUGGACUGGUUCCGUCAAUUGUUGAGAGAAAACUUGGAUAUCGAUAUUGAUAAGCCAGGAUGUGUUGCAGCUUGUACUGGAUCUCCUAAUGGAUGUCCUGCUGACGGAACACCACUCAGAUCUGUCAACUUCUGCCCAGAGAAUGAAGCUCUACCAUUAGAAGGCAACGCAUUGUCCUUAGUUGGAUGGAUCAUUCUUGCUGUCAUUAUGACUAUUUUACUCAUUAGUAUUUGCUUGAUGGCUCUGGUUCGUUAUGGUGUGAGUCACAAAAGGAAGAAGCAAAAAGAUCAGGAAAUUGAGGAAGACGUGCGAGCCAUGUCAUCAGCUGCAUCAAUGUAUGGAGGUGGAAUGUCAGUAAUGGACCGGCCGUACUCAGCUAUUCCACCAGUGAAUUUGGAUCUUCCAGCCGCACAUACUUUGGACGAUCGACCAACAAAUUAUUUUUAUUGA
This is a messenger RNA of Auanema sp. JU1783, 1731 nucleotides long. Lineage: Eukaryota; Metazoa; Nematoda; Chromadorea; Rhabditida; Rhabditidae. The record is from the annotation of a GenBank genome assembly.